Molecule: messenger RNA, 885 nt
Organism: Sabethes cyaneus
Lineage: Eukaryota; Metazoa; Arthropoda; Insecta; Diptera; Culicidae
Gene: c12.1
Product: protein CWC15 homolog
Exons: 2
Coding region: 84-776 (230 amino acids)
Biological process (GO): mRNA cis splicing, via spliceosome
Cellular component (GO): catalytic step 2 spliceosome
Molecular function (GO): RNA binding
Source: RefSeq, a predicted model, not a curated record
CGAAUAAAGCAAGAUUUUGUUUAGUGAAGUGUGAAUCACCUUUGUGUGAAAUAUUCAAUCGUUUGAUUUGAUAAUCGUCGGAAAUGACCACUGCCGCUCGACCGACAUUCGAUCCGGCCCGUGGAGGCAGUGGCCGUGGCGAAAAGGAUCUUAGCGCCUUAUCCAAGCAGUACAGCAGCAGGGAUCUUCCUUCGCACACUAAACUAAAAUAUAGAGAUCCUGGUCAAGGCACUUCGGAAGAACUGCGAAGCCGUGACUUCCGUGAUGAGCUAGAAAAGCGUGAACGGGACAACAAAUCUGGAGGCAAAGCGGGACCAUCAGCGCCUCCGUCUUCGGUGGUACGGCGAGCGAUCGAAUCGAACAAUGCUAACAACAGCAAGCGCCAGAAAGUCGACGCAGGACCACAGAAUCUGGAUGCCGACGAUCCGGUAGAUAGCGAGAACUCGGAUUCCGAUUCGGACGAAGAUGACACGGCUGCGCUGCUUGCAGAGUUGAACAAAAUAAAACGUGAACGGGCACAGGAAGCAACGAAAAAGGAGCUGGAAAAGCGACAGGAAGAGGAACGCAUUCGGAUGGAGAACAUCCUGUCCGGUAAUCCGUUGCUGAACUAUGCUUCGACGGCGAAGGCCGAACUGAAGGUCAAACGACGCUGGGAUGACGAUGUGGUGUUUAAAAAUUGCGCCCGCUCCGAGCCGGAAAAGAAGGGCAGUCAGUUCAUUAACGAUUCGUUGCGGUCCGAGUUCCACAAGAAGUUUAUGGAUAAGUAUAUUAAGUAGGGUAAAGUUUUAUUAUUAUGUUCUGUAAUGUACCUAUAUAAUCUACUGUAACGUGCUUGUAAUCGUGUUCAUCUUAGAACCGAAAAGAAGUCCAAUAAAUUUAAUGAUU